Molecule: messenger RNA, 619 nt
Organism: Jatropha curcas
Lineage: Eukaryota; Viridiplantae; Streptophyta; Magnoliopsida; Malpighiales; Euphorbiaceae
Product: ATP synthase epsilon chain
Biological process (GO): proton motive force-driven mitochondrial ATP synthesis
Cellular component (GO): mitochondrial inner membrane
Molecular function (GO): proton-transporting ATP synthase activity, rotational mechanism
Source: RefSeq, a predicted model, not a curated record
GUCCUCAAUGCUUUCCAAACAUUAAACACGCAAAACGACCUAGUCUUUGGUGAAAGAAUAACUAACCCUAACCAUAGCCAUUUUUCUUCUUCGACUCUAUCUAUUUCUGUGCCGUUCAAGCGUAGUGGUGAAUCAAACUCAGUUACUCAGACUUCAAUCAGGGUUUUGAAAUGGCAUCGAAUGCAGCAGUGCCCUUUUGGAGAGCAGCGGGAAUGACGUACAUUACAUACUCUAACAUCUGCGCGAAUCUUGUCCGGAACUGCCUCAAGGAGCCCUACAAGAGCGAAGUUUUAGCUCGCGAGAAGGUCCAUUUCUCCAUCUCCAAGUGGACUGAUGGAAAGCCCCAAAAACCCACUAUUCGUUCCGAUACGCCUGAAGCUUGAGUCUGAUGCUUGGUCUUUUGAAUAUCUAAAUGAAGGGAUGGCCUUUCACAAUGGUUUUUUCUUCUGUUUUCUGUUUGGUUGACUGGAAUUUGUUGGGUAUGUAAUUUCCUGAUUAAAACAAUGAUCAAAUUUCAGGCAUUCAUAAUAAUGUAACUGCUAUUAGCAGACUCCUGGUCUUGGAGCCUAAUGAGAAAUUGUGCUUAGAAAAUUAGAGCAGCUCGUGCUUUUUUCUUUCA